Schizosaccharomyces japonicus yFS275 is the source of this 1617-nucleotide messenger RNA. RefSeq names its product cytoplasmic histidine-tRNA ligase Hrs1. Lineage: Eukaryota; Fungi; Ascomycota; Schizosaccharomycetes; Schizosaccharomycetales; Schizosaccharomycetaceae. The coding region runs from base 1 to 1617 and encodes 538 amino acids. Gene Ontology annotation, biological process: tRNA aminoacylation for protein translation; histidyl-tRNA aminoacylation; mitochondrial translation. Gene Ontology annotation, molecular function: sequence-specific mRNA binding; ATP binding; aminoacyl-tRNA ligase activity. The record is from RefSeq and is a predicted model, not a curated record. Gene Ontology annotation, cellular component: mitochondrion; cytoplasm. The transcript has a single exon.
AUGUCUACCGUUCCAGAAAACAUUAACGAGCUUAUUGCCGCUCAAGGAAACGUCGUGCGUUCUUUGAAAGCGCAGGGAGCACCGAAAACGGAAGUUGAUGCUCAAGUCAGCAAAUUGCUUGAGUUGAAGAACCUUAAGCUUGGUGAUGCCAAGAAUGGCUCCAAAAAGGGUACUCAGUUCACGUUGAAAACUCCUAAGGGAACUCGUGACUGGGCAGAAAAGGAUGUUGCUCUUCGCGAGAAAAUCUUUGGUACUGUAACCGACAUUUUCAAGCGUCACGGAGGUGUCACACUUGACACUCCUGUCUUCGAACUCAAAGAGAUUCUUACUGGAAAGUAUGGUGAGGACAGCAAGCUUAUCUAUGACCUUAAGGAUCAAGGAGGUGAACUUUGUUCUCUUCGUUAUGAUUUGACCGUUCCAUUUGCUCGUUGGUUGGCCAUGAACCCCAAGAUUACCAGCAUUAAGCGUUUCCACAUUGCAAAGGUCUACCGGAGAGACCAACCUGCUAUGACUAAGGGUCGUAUGCGUGAGUUCUACCAAUGCGAUUUCGACAUUGCCGGAACCUUUGAUUCUAUGGUCGCCGAUUCUGAGGCUCUUAAGAUUCUUGUUGAAGCUCUUGACGCUUUGAACGUCGGAAAGUACACGAUUAAGUUGAACCAUCGUAAAAUCCUCGACGGAAUUUUUGAAGUGUGCGGCGUCCCUUCCGAUAAGAUUCGUACCAUUUCCAGUGCUGUCGACAAGCUGGACAAGAUGCCUUGGGAAAACGUAAAGGAGGAGAUGACCGAGGAGAAGGGUUUGCCUGAGGAGGUCGCUGACCGUAUCGGUGAGUAUGUUCUACUGAAGGGUGGCCCCGAGCUUCUUGCUAAGCUGAAGGCUGACGAAAAACUUUCUGCAAACAAGUCUGCUUCGGGUGCCUUUGAAGACAUGAAGUUGCUCUUUGAAUAUAUGGAAAACUUUGGUAUUCUGGACCGUUUCUCCUUCGAUAUGUCUUUGGCCCGCGGCUUGGAUUAUUACACCGGUAUCAUUUUUGAGGCCGUCACAGAGGCCUCUGCUCCCAAAAAGAUUGCUAGCAAAAAGGAUGUCAAGAAGAGCGACGAUCCUGAAGCUGACCGUUCGAACGACGAUACUAUUGGUGUCGGUUCUAUUGCUGCUGGUGGACGUUAUGACAACUUGGUCGGUAUGUUUUCGAGCAGAAAGAACGCACAGCUCCCUUGUGUCGGUAUUUCUCUUGGCCUGGAGCGUAUCUUCUCUAUUCUUCGCAACCGUAUUCCCGAUGACGAGCUUCGUGCCAACGAAGUCGAAGUCUACGUUAUGGCCUUCGGCGGCGGCAAGGAGUGGACUGGUUUCUUAAAGGAGCGUAUGAACGUUUGUAGCGAGCUUUGGGCCGCCGGUAUCAAGGCUGAGUUCUUGUACAAGGUGAAGGCUAAACCCCGCCAACAGUUUGAGGCCGCCGACAAAUAUGGUGUCCCUGUUGCUGUGAUUCUCGGUCAAGAUGAGUUCAAUGGCGGAAAUGUGCGUAUCAAGCGCAUGGGUCAAAAAGAGAACAGUGAUGAAGGCGUUCUCGUUCCUCGUGCUUCUAUGGUGUCAGAGCUUAAAAAACUCCUUGCUUCUUUGUAA